AUGGCGCGGAACAAGAAAAUUUUGACAUUGAUAAAUUUUUGGUGCCUCUCGUGCCCACUUAGGCUUCGCGUUCGCGUUCACUUUCGUCUCUUUCUGUCAAGUACUAUAUUCGCUAAGAUGGAAAGAGACAGAUUGCUUUUGGAGCUGUUGCUACCCUACACACAUUUAAUGAAAGUAGGCAACAAAGAAUUAAGUAAAAAGAUAACUCUUGCUUUCAACGAGUGGUUCAAACUGCCUGAUAAUGUUUGUAACAAAAUCAUUGAUUCAGUCGAUAUGCUCCAAAAUGGAUCUCUUUUAAUCGACGACAUACAAGACAACACUCUCGUAAGACGUGGUGUACCGGCUGCUCAUUGUGUGUAUGGUGUUCCUCUUACGCUGAACACAUCCAUUCAUAUCAUCACAUUGGUGCUACAGGAGUUAUUGCUUUUAGGAACUAGUAUGGCACCAAAGAUAUUUUGCGAAGGUUUUCUAGAAGUGAUUCGUGGUCAGGGAAUCGAACUUUACUGGAGGGAUAAUUUUAUAUGUCCAACUGAAGAGCAAUACGACGAAAUUAAUAGGAAAAAAACUGGCCACAUGUACCUAAUCUGUAUUCGUCUGAUGCAUCUCUUCAGUACCAACAAAACUGACUACACCGAUCUCGUUCUAACCAUUGGACUAUACUAUCAAUUAAGGGAUGAUUACUGUAAUCUUAUACAACCGGAGGCAUUGGACGAUUGGCCGACUAAUGAGGAUAACAAGCCAAAAAUAUUUUGUGAAGAUUUAUCAGAGGGAAAAUUUUCACUGCCGAUCAUUCACGCUGCAGGAACGUCGGACGGUGAUGGAGUUCUUCAUAUACUACGUCAACGCACACGCGACGUCUCUCUGAAGAAGUUUUGUGUGUCUGAAUUGCAAAGGCUGGGAAGUUUAGAGUACACACGCAAUAGACUUAUAAGCCUCGACAAGCAUAUAAGGGAUGAGAUAAAUCGUUUCGGCGGAAAUUCGAAUCUGACAUCUGUUAUGGACGAUAUGAAGUCUUGGGUAUAGAAAUGGUUUACAAAAU
Messenger RNA from Pieris brassicae (large cabbage white), 1039 nucleotides. RefSeq names its product geranylgeranyl pyrophosphate synthase-like. The record is from RefSeq and is a predicted model, not a curated record. The transcript has 10 exons. The coding region runs from base 1 to 1023 and encodes 340 amino acids. Gene Ontology annotation, molecular function: prenyltransferase activity. NCBI's taxonomy places the organism in Eukaryota, Metazoa, Arthropoda, Insecta, Lepidoptera, Pieridae. Gene Ontology annotation, biological process: isoprenoid biosynthetic process.